UCUAAUCCUGUUCUACCUACAAAGGAAGUCUCAACACUACAUUUUAAAAAAUGGCAAAAUAUUUGGCUAUCGCAUUAAUCGUUGCUUUGUGCUUAAACAUGGUUUUGAGUAACCCAAUUCCAGAACCUGAAGAUCAAGAAGAAGGAAUUAUCAGACAGAAAAGGGUAACAUGUGAUCUUUUAAGUAUUGAAGCUAAAGGAAUCGCAAUUAAUCAUUCUGCUUGUGCUGCUCAUUGUCUUGUUUUACGUAAGAAAGGUGGAUCUUGUUCUAAUGGAGUUUGCGUUUGUAGAAAUUAAAAAUAAGAUUGCGUUUGAUUCAAUUUUAACACAAUAAAGAAUUUAACCAAAUUAAA
Molecule: messenger RNA, 352 nt
Organism: Onthophagus taurus
Lineage: Eukaryota; Metazoa; Arthropoda; Insecta; Coleoptera; Scarabaeidae
Product: holotricin-1-like
Biological process (GO): humoral immune response; defense response to bacterium
Source: RefSeq, a predicted model, not a curated record